AUGGCUGAUAUUGGAUGCCAAACCAACAAUAGACUAAGACCUAUUGCCCCAGCUCCCACAGCAAAUGGUGCGCGGGGCUUGGGUUAUGGAAACCCUUCCUUGUCCCCAAUGCCACAGGCUUGUCAGACAUGCGCCAGACGCAAAGUCAAAUGCGACAAGGUGGCGCCCAUUUGCUCCAGAUGUCGCAAGGGCAGGUUCGAGUGUCUUUAUCAGACAUCAGCCCAGCCGCAAUCACGAAAAAGAAAGGUCAGCGAUGAGGUGUUGGAAAAGCUCGCUCGAUAUGAGCGCAUACUUCAAGAGAAUGGACUUUUGGAUGCUGAGAUCCCAGCCUCUAAUGGACACACACCCUGCGAAACAACUCGGCUUGUCCACCCUAGCCACCAACCCGGGACCUCAAAAACGGGUAAACUCCUGACUGUUGGAGGCAAAUCGCAAUACGUCGAUAGUCACACCUGGUACACUCUCCCAGAUGAUGAGAUCCACCAAAUUUCCGACGAUGACGAAGAAGAUGAAGUGGCUCGCAGAAACUCUGGUGUGUCGAGGAUUCCCCUCUCGUACUCGGAUCUAUUAACCGGUACGCUUCUUGGAGGCCUGACACAUCAAGCUCUUACUCAAUACCACCCAACCCAUUCCAAUGCCAUGGUGCUGUGGAAAAAAUAUGUUGAGAACGUGGAGCCUAUUUGCAAAGUCCUACACACUCCGUCAACAACUCAGAUCGUGGACCGGGCGUCACAAUACCCUGAAACAGUCUCAAAAAUCGAGGAAUGUCUGUUGUUUGCAGUUUACCAUGCCGCAGUAUUUUCUAUGACAGAGGAAGACUGUGCAAUUCACCUUGGAGAGAAUCGCAAAGCAAUAAUUGAGCAAUACCACCAUGCUGCGAGACAAGCCCUUGUGAACGCAUCUUUCUUAAAAACAACUGAAUUGACGGUCCUCCAGGCGUUCUUCCUAUUCCUACUGCCCGCCCGCUAUUCAUAUGACCCGCAUACAUACUGGAUCUUGACCGGUAUCGCAUCCCGCAUAGGGCAACGAAUUGGGAUUCACCAGGACGGAGAGAAACUCGGGCUACCUCCUUUUGAGGUUGAAAUGCGACGGCGGCUUUUCUGUCAAGUAUUCCCGCUGGACUUUAGGGCAGGCUCAUCUGUUGGUACCGAUUUCAUGGGGUUGCCUGUUUCCUGGGAUACUCAGCCUCCCCUUAAUAUCAAUGAUGACCAGAUCUGGCCUGGAAUGAACGACCCUCCAAUCGAGCAAAAAGGCGCCACGGAUAUGAUCUUUUGUUUGUCACGCGCAUAUCUUGGGAAGAACUUGAGUCGGGCAGGGCAUCCAAUCAACGGCGCUGCGCCCUGGGGGUUUUCGGACUACCAUGAGGCAGAAAGGCUUAUUAGCGCCGCAGAAAACGAGGUGGAACAGAGAUUUAUACGAUACUGCGACAUAGUCGAUCCACUGCAUUUCCUCACGGUUGGGCUUGCUCGGUCAGGGCUGACCGCUAUGAGGCUCAGGGUCCGACUUCCUCGGAUCAGGGAACCAGGCGCUACGGACAGAGAGAGGAAGGAAGCAUUUAAUCUUGCACAGAAAACGCUGAGUAUCGAUGCAGCUGUCCAUGCUCAUAACGGAAUCAGCAAGUUCCAAUGGCACAUCCGACCUUUCUUUUUGUGGGGCACACGAGAGGCAUUCAUCUUUAUCCUUACAGUUUUAUCAAAAAGCCGCGACUUGCUCACUAUUGAAGAGACAGAAACUACCUGGAACAGCGUUGCGGAGCUGUACAAAAACCAUGAAGAGCUUUUUGAUGGCAGAGAAGCUUUAUAUGUAGGACUUCGAAGACUGACUCUCAAGGCCUGGAAUUCCUCCCAGUCAGAUAUUGUCGCUGCAGAACCAGAAUUCAUCCGGACUCUUCGGCAUUUACAAGAUAAAAGGGGGACACGACACAUUCAAUGCCAGGGUGACACAUCAGAGACUCCAUCAGUGGAAGCCAAAAUCAUGGGCUUUUCAACGAGCACCGAUUUUGAGUUUGAUGUUGAUGACUGGGUUGCCUGGGACAAAAUCAUCCAAGACCAUCAAAGUCUAGGUUGA
Messenger RNA from Penicillium manginii, 2067 nucleotides. Its product is annotated as putative C6 transcription factor. The record is from RefSeq and is a predicted model, not a curated record. Bases 1 to 2067 code for a protein of 688 amino acids. The transcript has a single exon. Gene Ontology annotation, molecular function: zinc ion binding; DNA binding; DNA-binding transcription factor activity, RNA polymerase II-specific. Gene Ontology annotation, biological process: regulation of DNA-templated transcription; DNA-templated transcription. Lineage: Eukaryota; Fungi; Ascomycota; Eurotiomycetes; Eurotiales; Aspergillaceae.